Messenger RNA from Symbiodinium sp. CCMP2456, 663 nucleotides. The record is from the annotation of a GenBank genome assembly. Lineage: Eukaryota; Dinophyceae; Suessiales; Symbiodiniaceae.
AUGGCGUCAUUCCACCGGCUGCCAUGUGCGCCUUUGAACCGGGCGCAGUGGUGGCGAGGUUCCCGUCUCUAUGCCUCCGAUGCCACACUUCGCAGCCAUGGCGGCGUGAACGUGGGACACCUGGCUGGCGCCAUAAAGGCGCCCCUUUCGCGGGGUGAGACUUGUGCCGUGGAUGCAGUCGGCCCGGCCGCGCUGCUCAAGGCGUUGAAGGCCAUGAUUUUUGCCAGCGACUACUUGCAGGAGCAGCGUCCAGGCUUCCGUGUAGCUGGUGAGCCCCGCUUGGAGAGCGUCCCUGCCUCAGCGGAGCAGCCCGAGACGACGAAGCUGCGAAUGCAUCUGUCCUUGGUGCCAGAGCCACCAUUCCGCAGCGCUGCAGUGGACCUCACGUUCGGCAAAGGCACCAACCCUGGCAUUGCAGCUGCCACCCUCGCUCAAAAGAUAAAGCUCCAAGGUCCAACGACGGUGUCUGCAAUGGGCGCCCUGCCAGCUUCGAAAGCGCUGAAGUCCGUCAUUAUUGCGCAGAGGUACUUGCACGAGCACCUGGGUGAAGAUGUGCUGUUGGUCGUGCCUGCCAAGCAAGUGCUGAAAGAGGGCCGGGGAGUGGGCGACGAGGAAGUGGUGCGGCUGCUUUUGGCUCUUCUGCCUGGGCAGAGCCAGCGCUGA